Messenger RNA from Orycteropus afer afer, 2949 nucleotides. RefSeq names its product non-SMC condensin I complex subunit G (gene NCAPG). The record is from RefSeq and is a predicted model, not a curated record. Gene Ontology annotation, cellular component: cytoplasm; condensin complex; condensed chromosome. Gene Ontology annotation, biological process: mitotic chromosome condensation. Lineage: Eukaryota; Metazoa; Chordata; Mammalia; Tubulidentata; Orycteropodidae.
AUGGAUGAUAAAACAGUUUUUCAUGAGGAAUUCAUUCAUUACCUUAAAUAUGCUAUGGUGGUCUAUAAACGGGAACCAGCUGUGGAGCGAGUAAUGGAAUUUGCAGCAAAGUUUGUUACUUCAUUUCACCAAUCAGAGGUGGAAGAUGAUGACAGUGAUGAUGAAGAUGAUGGUGGCAUUUUAACUGAUUUGUUUACUUUUCUCUUAAAGUCUCAUGAAGCAAACAGCAAUGCAGUCAGAUUUAGAGUGUGCCAACUGAUAAACAAGCUCUUAGGAAGUAUGCCGGAAAAUGCUCAGAUCGAUGAUGAUUUGUUUGAUAAAAUUAAUGAAGCCAUGCUUAUUAGAUUGAAAGAUAAAAUUCCAAAUGUGAGAAUACAGGCAGUUCUGGCCCUUUCACGACUUCAGGAUCCCAAAAAUGAUGACUGCCCAGUGGUUGAUGCAUAUGCUACUUUGAUUGAAAAUGACUCAAAUCCAGAAGUUAGGCGAGCAGUGUUAUCCUGUAUUGCACCAUCAGCAAAGACUUUGCCCAAAAUUGUAGGGCGCACGAAGGAUGUAAAAGAGGCUGUCAGAAAGCUGGCUUAUCAGGUUUUGGCUGAAAAGGUUCAUAUGAGAGCCCUGUCCAUUGCUCAGAGAGUCCUGCUCCUUCAACAAGGUCUUAAUGACAGAUCAGCUGCAGUGAAACAAGCAACUGAGAAGCAUCUUCUCCAAGGCUGGUUGCGUUUCACUGAAGGAGAUAUUUUAGCGUUGCUUCAUCGGUUGGAUGUGGAAAAUUCAUCUGAAGUGGCAGUCUCUGUUCUCCAUGCCUUAUUUUCAAUGACUCCUCUUAGUGAACUGGUGGGGACCUGUACAAGCAGUGACACCAGGAAAUUAAUUCCAGUGGAAACAUUGACUCCUGAAAUUGCACUGUAUUGGCAUGUCCUUUGUGAAUAUUUGAAAUCAAAAGGAGACGAAGGUGAAGAAUUUUUAGAGCAGAUUUUGCCGGAGCCUGUUGUCUAUGCAGAGUAUUUACUCAGUUACAUUCGGAGCAUUCCAGUUGUUAAUGAUGAACAGAGAGGUGAUUUUGCCUAUAUUGGAAAUUUGAUGACAAAAGAGUUCAUAGGUCAACAAUUGAUUCUAAUUAUCAAGUCUUUGGAUACCGAUGAGGAAGGAGGAAGAAAACGACUCCUGGCUAUCUUACAGGAGAUUCUUACUCUGCCCACAACCCCAAUCUCACUGAUUGCUUUCCUUGUUGAGAGACUACUCCACAUCAUUACAGAUGAUAAUAAGAGGACACAAAUUGUCACAGAAAUCAUCUCAGAGAUUCGGGCACCCAUUGUUACUGUUGGUGUUAAUGAGGAUUUAGCUGAUGCAAGAAAGAAUGAACUCAAGAUGGCAGAAAUAAAAGUUAAACUUAUUGAGGCCAAAGAAGCUUUAGAAAAUUGCAUUACUAUACAGGAUUUUAAUCAGGCAUCAAAACUGAAAGAAGAAAUAAAAGCAUUAGAAGAUGCCAAAAUAAAUCUAUUGAAAGAGACAGAGCAACCUGAAAUUAAAGAAGUCCAAAUAGAGAAGAAUGAUUCUGAAACACUCCAGAAGUGUCUUAUUUUGUGUUAUGAACUGUUAAAGCUGAUGUCCAUUUCGACAGGUAUAAGUGCAACCAUGAAUGGGAUCAUUGAAUCUCUGAUUCUCCCUGGAAUAAUAAGUGUUCAUCCUGUAGUAAGAAAUAUGGCUGUUUUAUGCUUGGGGUGCUGUGGACUACAGAAUCAGGAUUUUGCAAGUAAACACUUUGUAUUACUAUUGCAGAUUUUGCAAAUUGAUGAUGUCACAGUGAAAAUGAGUGCUUUAAAAGCAAUCUUUGACCAGCUGAUGACUUUUGGGAUUGAACCAUUUAAAACUAAAAAACUACCCGCCCCUCAAAGUGAAGAAGACCCAGAGCUAACUGGUGAUGCCCACGAGCAGGAGUCAAGUGAAGCUGAGGAGGAGACUGCGGCCGCUAAGAACGUGCUGAAGCUCCUUUCUGAUUUCCUAGACAACGAGGGUUCUGAGCUCAGAACAGGAGCGGCUGAAGGCCUGGCCAAGCUGCUGUUCUCCGGGCUUCUGCUCAGCAGCAGGAUCCUCUCCCGCCUCGUCUUGUUGUGGUACAAUCCUGUGACCGAAGAGGACGUCCGGCUUCGACACUGCCUCGGCGUCUUCUUCCCCGUGUUUGCUUACGCAAGCAGGACCAAUCAGGAAUGCUUUGAAGAAGCUUUUCUUCCAACUCUGCAAACAGUGACCAAUGCCCCUGCGUCGUCUCCUUUAGCCGAGAUAGAUAUUAUCAAUGUUGCUGAGUUGCUUGUAGACUUAACAAGGCCAAGUGGAUUGAACCCGCAGAACAAGAAUUCCCAAGAUUAUCAGGCCUUAACGGUACAUGACAAUUUGGCUAUGAAGCUUUGCAAUGAGAUCUUAGCAAAUCCAUGUUCACCAGACAUCCGGGUCUAUGCCAAAGCCUUGAGUUCUUUAGAGCUCAGUAGCUGUAUCACAAAAGAUCUUCUGGUUUUGCUGAAUGAGAUGCUGGAGCAAGUAAAAGAUAGGCUGUGUCUGAGAGCUGUGGAGAAAGUGAAGACUCAGUUAGAAAAAGGAAAUCAAGAGUGUGGUGACCAACCCGCAGCAGCCCGGGAUGCCCAGAUGACAAUGACUACGCAGAAUGAAGACGAAAAGAAUAAGGAAACAUACAAGACUCCUCUUAGGGUUACGAAAGCGACCCGAGCAUCAAAAUCCACCCAGCAGAGGACUAACAGAGGACGGAGAAGAGUGACAGCUUCGGUGAGAGUGAGCAGGAGACGCCACACAGCUGAGGCUGACUCGGAAAGUGACUGUGACGUUCCAGAGCCAGAGUCAGAAAUGAAGAUGAGGUUACCAAGACGGGCCAAGACAGCAGCACUAGAGAAAAGCAAGCUGAAUCUUGCACAGUUUCUCAAUGAAGACAGAAGUUAA